GAGAUAAUAAGGAGAACUUAGGUAGAGGUGAACUACCCACCCCCUCCUCUACUCCUACUAGUGUAAGAAAAAACCGACGACGAAGUAAUUUGUUCACCCCGUCUGGGAAGGGUAAGGUGGAGAAGGUGGAUGAUAAGAAGGGUUCAGGGGAGAAGGUGGACAAGGGAGAGGUGGGGAGUGGAAGGAGUAUUCCCAUCAGACAAGGAGUUCUCUACAAGAAAUCUAAUAAAGCAUUUUCAAAGGAUUGGAAGAAGAAGUAUGUGACGCUAUGUGACGAUGGUCGGAUGACAUAUCAUCCUUCUCUUCACGAUUAUAUGGAGAAUAUUCACGGGAAGGAGAUUCCCCUGCAGUAUGUUACAGUAAAGGUCCCUGGUCAGGGCCCACGGGGGAUGAGAACAGUCCCUGUUAUGGGAAACGGCGGGAUGAGUAACGGUAUCGGAGAAAACGGCGGGGCCGGGAACGGGAAGGAGCGGGUAACACUGACCGGUUAUGAAAUGCUGCGUGAAGGCGGGAGCGGGGAGGAAACGGGUGAGAAUAAUGGCGGUGGCCGGUUAGACGCGGGGAAGGAAAACGGGAAACAAGAACAGACAACGCCAAAUGUUAAAAAACGUCACAGACGGGUGAAGUCUAGUAACCCUAAGGGUGGUGGUGAAGAAGAGGAGACCUGGGAGUUCCAGAUAGUCUCCUUGGACAACAAGAACUGGCAGUUCGAGGCAACCAGCCUGGAGGAGAGGGAUCAAUGGGUUCAAGCAAUAGAACAGCAAAUACUUAAUAGUCUACAGGGAAACGAAAUUAGUAAAAGCAAAUGUAACAGUGCUCCAGUAGAUACUGCUGCUAUGAAUAGAAUUAGAUCGGAUAUUCUUGGAAAUUCAAGAUGUGUUGACUGUGAUAGUCCGAAUCCUGACUGGGCCAGCUUAAACCUUGGAGUAUUAGUCUGUAUAGAGUGCUCAGGGAUACAUAGAAACCUAGGCAGCCAUAUAUCAAGGGUUCGAAGUUUGAAUCUUGAUGAAUGGCCUCCUGGUCACCUGGCUGUGUUGACCAGCUUGGGGAACCAGCUGGCUAACUCUAUUUGGGAACAUAGGAUCACGCAUCCUUUUAGAAAACCUAACCCUGAUACACCUAGAGAGGAAAAGGAGAGAUAUAUAAAGGCUAAAUAUGAGAGAAAAGAAUUCCUGGCGCCUCUUCCCCCCUCAACUCAUUCUGCUGCUCAGAGUCUUGUAGACGCUAUCUGCAGAUCUGAUAUGGUUGGAGUAUCCCUAGCAUUGGCCCACUGUAGAGAGGAGGAGGUGAACACAGUGGUUUCCUCGAGGGACACUAGAACACCUUUACAUCUAGCCGCAGCGCUCGGACACCUAGCUAUUGCACAGAUACUCAUCUGGUCCAAUUGUAAUGUGAAGAGUAUAGACCAUGAAGGGAGAAGUUGUUUAUCCCUGGCCAGGAGUAGUGGAGCACAGGAUGUUGUUGAACUGUUGGUUGGGGCGGGGACACCUGAUCCGCCCUACUCUGGUACUCUGCCCAGGGUUCGGGCUCCACCCACUUCUAGAACUAAAGAAAUAUCGUCCAGUGUCCUGUAAAUCGUCCACCAAAGCUCGUCUGGUUGGAUUCAUGGCAGAAAUACAGUUCAGAGAAUUGAGGUCCUUACUCCUUGGGAUCAAAAUACAGAGGAUCAAAGUUCAUUGUGAUUAAAAAUCCAUGAUAUUGGAUCAAAAUUGAUUUGGGUCCAAAUCCAGAAUGAUAAAAGUGAACAGUCCAUUCAAUUAACUCCACCAGAUGGAAAACCUGGACUACGGACGAUCUAUCUAUCUAUCUAGUCAGUGCAAUUCACAGUUUCAAGACGAUACAACACUCCGAACCAAAGAUUUUAGUUUUAAACCCGUUCUAUUUAUUUUCUGCAUUUAAUUUAAAUAAGUUGAGGAGUUAUGUUGAUUAAAUAUGUCCGGACGAAUUUGAUAAAUUCUGAAUAUAUUUAUAAAUAUAUUUAAUGCUUGUUCUGUUUGAACCUGAAUUCACCAAAGAAUAAAAUAAAAUUAAAUAAUAAUGAA
Eurytemora carolleeae is the source of this 2042-nucleotide messenger RNA. Its product is annotated as centaurin-gamma-1A. Lineage: Eukaryota; Metazoa; Arthropoda; Copepoda; Calanoida; Temoridae. Gene Ontology annotation, molecular function: GTPase activator activity; protein binding; GTPase activity. The record is from RefSeq and is a predicted model, not a curated record. Gene Ontology annotation, cellular component: nucleus.